AUGGCAGCACAGGAAUACUACCUGGGCACGCAAGGUGCACAUGAACUUCCAGGCAACCACUCAUACCCACCACAACCACCAAAGCCGCCACAGUACCAACAACCACCCCCAAGUCCCUACAGCAAUACUUCAGGAUACGCAAACACACCACCUCCAAACUACUCUCCAUACCCCCAUCCACAACACCACCAACCAUACCUCGAGAAAUCACCACAUAUCAUGCCAGCGCCCUACCCCCAAACACCACCAUCCGGCUACCACCCCUCCCAACACUACACAAUGCCCCAACCCCACCAUCAACCUUCGCAAACCAACAAUAACAGCAACUACCUCGGCGUCUCCACACAACAACCUAUAAGAAGCCACUCCCAACCCCCCACGCGCGUCCACUUCACAGACCACGACUCAGACACCAGCACGAGUCUCGGCUCCAUCUCUUCCAGCGACGAAGGCCCCGCUUCUCCCCCACUACCACGCCGCCACCACCGCUAUCAAAGCCACUCCCGUCCUGACCGCGCACAUACACCAGAUCCCUACACCACUACUAGCAAUUACAACCACCCCUACGACCGUGACCGCUCCGAUGACAGACACCGCCGCUACAAGCAUAGCAGCGACAGGUACAGCGACAAGGAAAAGGAUAAAUCACAUAGCGGCGCGCAUAAAACUAGGGAUACUUUUCUCGGCGCGGGCGCAGGCACGAUUAUCGGGGAUGCGAUUUUUCCUGGGCUGGGUACCGCGGCGGGGCUUGUGUUGGGUGGAUAUGGGGGGAGGAAGUAUGCGAGGGAGAGAAGUCGGAGUGAGGUUGGGGGGAAGGAUAGGGAUGGUGAGAGGGAUGGGGGGAGGAGGGGGAAUGGGAGUAGAAGGAUGGGGGGUGAGGAGUGGGAUGAUAGGAGUAGGAUUUUUAGAAAGGGUGGAGCUGUUCGGUAG
Messenger RNA from Pyrenophora tritici-repentis Pt-1C-BFP, 930 nucleotides. RefSeq names its product PRP38-assoc multi-domain protein. The record is from RefSeq and is a predicted model, not a curated record. Lineage: Eukaryota; Fungi; Ascomycota; Dothideomycetes; Pleosporales; Pleosporaceae.